AUGUCAUCAUCAUCAUCGUUAUCGACAACGUCAGCUGAACCAAUCGAAAACUCUGAAGAACGAGUGGACAACCAUGUUGAUAGGAUCCUUCCACCUGAAAAUUCAUUCCAUGAAAAUAAUAUCGGAACGCAAAUGACAAUUGACAGCAGCAUGCCAACCACACUCUGUGAAAUCAUACCAUCCAAUAUCACUCCCAUCAUCACCGAUUCAUCAUUACCAGAAAAUAAUCAUUCAUCGCAUCCUCCGCAAGUUCAAGAAUCUCAACACAAAAUUAUUAUUCGAGGAUUUUCGAAUAAUGAUGAACAUGACACUUUCACAAAAGAAAAUCAUUCCAAAACUGCUCCAUUGGAAAAUGACGAUCAUUUUCAUCAUGAUGAAAUGAUUCAUGAAAAAAAUCACUUCUCUUCUCCGAACCGUCAACAAGUUUCCAAAUUUGAAAAAUUUUCAAAAUUAAUUUCCAUUUUGAAUUUUUUACUAUUCGGAAAUCGAUGGAUUUCCUUCUUGAUCGGAGCUCUAUUGACCUUUUUGAGUGGUACUCAUUAUGCCUAUUCCUCUAUUUCUCCAACAAUUAAGAAUGAUUUAAAUUUUUCACAAACUCAAGUCAAUCUUAUUGGAACAGCCGCCAACGUAGGAACUUAUUUCGCACUUCCAGUUUCCAUGCUCAACGAUUUUAUCGGUUCACGAGUGACAUGUGUCAUUUCUGGACUGUUACUCUUCUCUGGUUAUUUCACAUUUUAUCUUGUUUAUAUUAAGGCCAUUCCCUUAAAUGGUUCUGAUGCUUAUAUUUUCAUCGCUUGCUUUAUGGCAGUCAUGGGACAAGGAAGUGCCGGCGCCUAUGCCGCUGCCAUUACCACAAAUAUUAAAAAUUUUGAAGAAAAACACCGAGGAAAAAUUAUUGGAUUUAUGGGAAGUUGUGUCGCUUUGAGUAGUGCAGUAUUUAGUUUGAUUUAUAGUGUGGGAUUUGAGAGAAAGUUAGGAGAGUAUUUGUUAUUUGUGGGAGUGUUUGGAGGAGGUGUGACCACUGUGUUAGGAACAUUGUUUAUGAACCAAAUUGGGAUUAAAAAGAAUGAAGAAAAUUCCAAGAAUGGAAAUGUGCAAGAUCACAAUGCAUGGAUGUUGAUCGAUGAAGAGGAGGACGUACAAAGUUUUGUGCAUGAUGAGGAUUUGGAGGAUGGUGAUGUGGAACAGAUUAAUGAUUUUUUAAUGAUGGGAAAUGACAAGAUGACAGAAAAAAAUGAUAAAAAAGAAGAAAUAUCGCAAGAAGAGAAGAUGAAGGAAGAAAGUGAACAAAUAACUCCAACUCAACCACAAGAAUUGAUAAUGAAUGUAACUUCACAACCCAUGCUUUCACAAAGUGAUCUAAUGACAAGUGACAUUUUGGAAGAGCAAGACCAAUUAGAGGAACGAGAAGAGGAAAUUCAAGUAGAAAUCGAACAAGUCAAAUCUAUUGAAGAUGAAAUGCUGAAAAGCACUGAACAUCACGAACAUCCUCUCCUUUUACCUAAAAUGGAAAAGAAACUAGAAUCUAAAUUCGACAAGAUUUACAGCAUUGCCCAAAAACCCAUUCCCAACGCCAAUCCCAUCCAAAUGCUCUUCUCUCUCGAUUUCUACCUGACCUUCUUCGUUUACUUUGCUUGUAUGGGCAGUGGACUUGUCAUUGUCAAUAAUUUAGGAUCCAUUGUCAUUUCGUAUGGAGGUUACGAUGGUCAACAACACGUCAUGGUCAUUAUUUUUGCAUGUUCCAAUGCAUUGGGAAGAUUACUUUUUGGCCUUACGAGUGAUUCAUUUAGUCGCUAUGUGACCCGAACGACUUUUUUGACAGGAGCUUCAAUUCUCAUGUUAAUUUGUCAAUUAGUGGUAUUGGUCUCUCCACUAUGGAUGUUUUAUUUGAUUUUAAUUUUGUUGGGAAAUUCAUUUGGAGGAGUGGCAGUCAUGAUUCCAUCGUUCCUGUCUGAACGAUUUGGACCAAAAUAUUUUGCAGUGAAUUCUUCGAUUUGUAGUUUGGCAAGUUCAUUGGGAAGUUUCUUGUUGGCAACUCUUGUGGCUGGAGAGGUGUACGAGAGCAAUAUUGCAAGUGACAACUUGUCAAAAAUUUGUUAUGGAAAUUCAUGUUUCCAAGCAACGUUUUAUUUGACCACAUUGUUGUGCUCCAUUUCAUGUGUAGCGUGCAUUGUGUUAAUGUACAGAACGAGAGGUCUCUAUCAAAUAUUGUAUUAUCGAAAAGUUCUCAAUUUGAAUCAUGAUCCAGUCAUGACCAAAUAA
Molecule: messenger RNA, 2262 nt
Organism: Naegleria lovaniensis
Lineage: Eukaryota; Heterolobosea; Eutetramitea; Acrasida; Naegleriidae
Exons: 1
Coding region: 1-2262 (753 amino acids)
Cellular component (GO): membrane
Source: RefSeq, a predicted model, not a curated record